CAUCUUGUUCUUUCCUCUAGCGCAGAGGAGAAAUGAGCGAACCAGGCAAACUGAUGCCCAUCAUCAGCAAAGCCUACUGUUCCUCCUCACCGAUCACCUUGACGGUGAGGCAGAGGCCUCGCGUCAUCAGCGGAGGUGGAUUCGUAGUCAUGAAUUCUACUCAGAACGCAGUCUUCAUGGUCGAAGGCUGCAGUUCCCUCGGCGCCAAGGGCCAACUGAGGCUGAAGGACGGCCAUGGAGGACUAUUACUCUCCAUCACUAAGAAGGAAAGCAUAGUCCAAUCUCUAAGCAUCCGAAAUCGAUGGGAUGGAUACUCGAUCGACUGCGAAGGGGAAAAAAAGUUCAUUUUCAGCUUGACUGAUCCGAAGUGCCCGAUCGGCAAGGAAAUCAAGAUCAAAAUUGAACACCAGGGAGCCACCACCAAAGGCUGCAGGCAGUACUUCCAAGUCAAUGGCUCUUUUGUUCAUAGAACUUGCAGUAUAGAAGAUCACAGAGGAAACAUCAUUGCACAGCUCGAAGCGAAGGGAUCGAAUGGCAGGGACUGGUACAAUGUGACGGUACAGCCGGGGCAUGACCAAGCUUUUGUGAUCGGAGUUCUUGCGGUCCUCGACAACAUUCAUGGAGAGUCAACCAGGUGCUGAUGAAGAUGACAGAAACAUGAAUGCUAAUGCCUCUGCUAGUUCUAGUUCUAGUGCCCGUAUUUACUUAACUGGGUGAUUCUGACACGAUAUAAUAUGCCUUGUUUGAUACAUUUGUUGGUUAAGCACUUCCUUUCUUCGCAGUUUUUCGAUCAAGUUAUAUAUAGAAGCUACUCAGAAAGAAGUUCGUUAUGAAUAUAUCCUAAAUGAAGGGAAG
This is a messenger RNA of Zingiber officinale, 855 nucleotides long. Its product is annotated as protein LURP-one-related 6-like. The coding region runs from base 33 to 641 and encodes 202 amino acids. The transcript has 3 exons. Lineage: Eukaryota; Viridiplantae; Streptophyta; Magnoliopsida; Zingiberales; Zingiberaceae. The record is from RefSeq and is a predicted model, not a curated record.